Messenger RNA from Debaryomyces fabryi, 1069 nucleotides. Its product is annotated as S-adenosylmethionine-dependent methyltransferase. The record is from RefSeq and is a predicted model, not a curated record. The transcript has a single exon. The annotation marks the transcript as partial. NCBI's taxonomy places the organism in Eukaryota, Fungi, Ascomycota, Pichiomycetes, Serinales, Debaryomycetaceae. Gene Ontology annotation, molecular function: S-adenosylmethionine-dependent methyltransferase activity.
AUGAACAACCAAUUGGACCAAGAGGAGGACUCAAAUUUAGAGGAGUAUAAGGCCUUAACUUCGACCUUACUGAGUUUUUAUAAUUUUAAUAAAUGGGAAUAUGAAGAAUUGAUAAAACCAAGAAAUAUUAAACAAGCAUCCUUAAGUGAGCAAGAAUUAGAAUUAAUCCCAUGGUAUCCUAAGCAUACGAGUGAUUUAGAGAUGACAAUUGGCAUUAACGAAGAGUUCACUAAAACCUUGGCUAUGAAUAUUGCUGCAGAUUGGGGGGUUUCGUCCAACCCACAAGAGUGGGCUGCAUGCUCAAAUUCUGAUUAUGAUAAAGUAAGGUCAACUUUACUACAGUUAUCUCGUGAAUGGAGCACUGACGGAGAAAAAGAACGUGAAAUUACAUUUGGGCGUAUAAUAAAGGAAUUAAAUUAUAGAUACCCUAAUGAAAAGGAAAGACAGAAUAUCAAGAUUUUGGUACCUGGUUGUGGCUUGGGAAGAUUAGUCUUAGAUCUUGUAAAAGAGGGUUUUUGGUGCCAAGGGAAUGAAUUUAGCUAUCAUAUGCUUCUCACAUCAAACUUUAUGCUAAACCACUGUAAAUAUGCUAAUAACUAUUCAAUAUUUCCUUUCGUGCAUAAGCAAUCACACGUCAUUAAACGUUUAAACCAACUACGCCCAAUAACAAUACCUGAUGUGAAUCCUUUAUCUAUCCACGAGCUAGCUGCAAAAAAUCCUGAUAUACCUUAUGGAGACUUAAUGUCCAUGACUGCAGGAUCAUUUGUUGACUUAUACGGGCCGCCAAACUUGAUGUACUCCGAAACAUAUACAAGUGACCCUGUAGCUAAUCAAUUUCGUAAUGAAAACUUCGAACGAUUCGAUGUAGUCUCAACUUGCUUUUUCCUUGACACAGCUUCCAACAUAAUUGACUACCUAAAGGCUAUAUUUCACUGUUUAAAACCAGGUGGUACAUGGAUUAACUUCGGGCCACUUUUAUGGCAUUUCGAGGAUGACGCGCAAACUCACUUUGUCACUAAGCAAUUGAGUAAAGGUGGUCCUCUACAAUCAAUUCCGACUAUUAUGAAAG